Messenger RNA from Rubroshorea leprosula, 1299 nucleotides. The record is from the annotation of a GenBank genome assembly. Lineage: Eukaryota; Viridiplantae; Streptophyta; Magnoliopsida; Malvales; Dipterocarpaceae.
CACUUGUCUCUCAUUUUUUGAAUUUUUCUGAAAUUAAUUUUAUUAAAUGAAACUGAAAUAAAAUAAAAUAAUAAAUAAACUCACAAAAUAGGCCAAAAUAGAGAAAGGAGAAAGCGUGGAGGAAAAUGGAAGAUGAGGGCGUAGGGUUAGUGUUAGCAAGAGCCACAGAGCUGAGGCUGAAAAUUAGCCAUUGCAUCGAGAAAGCUACUGCCGGCAACACCCCGUCUUCUACUGACGGAACCCCAGAAGGACGACAGCAGCAGGAAGAAGGCGAUGGAGAGUCAAGAAAGAAAGAUGGUGUCUUUGAUGCGGAGAAGAACCCUAAACCCGAUUUUUCUGGGAGUCUAGGUGAUGUGGACGAAGAAGAUGACGAUGGAGAAACACCGAGGCUCUUGAAUAUCCGUGAUGCCCUUGAAUCCCUGGAAUCCCAGCUCGUUGCUUUGCAGAAUCUACAACAACAGCAAUGCUAUGAGAGGGAAGUUGCCCUGGCUGAGAUUGAUUAUAGCCGCAAAAUAUUACUAGAGAAGCUUAAGGACUACGAUGGGAAGGACUUGGAAGUGAUACACGAGGCUUCUGCUUUUGCCGGUGAAACAGUAGAGAACAACAGUAAUCUCCUUCUUCCUCCAUAUCCAAGUCGGCCCCCUCGGCCCUUGGUUUUGGAUAGUGACUAUUUGUCACACUUAAAGUCAACAAGCAAGUCAGCACCAAAUGGGGUUAACACUAAUGGUUCAACAAAUGAAACUAAGAAGCAUGGCAACAGAUAUGAGAGAAAUGAAAAACAAACUGAAUCCAACAACUCAAGGAAAGGUUUAGGAAGCUUACUUAUUACAGCUUUCAAGACAGUGCUUCCCCUUGUUGCUGUGAUAUAUGCGCUGAGUUCAUCUAACAUCACGCCAAACUUUGGCAAAAAAAUCGCACCACUCAAGUCAGCUGAAGAAAAGAAAGCAACUAUUAGAUGUCCACCUGGAAAAGUCCUGGUGAUGGAGGGUGGAGAAGCUCGAUGCCUCGUUAAAGAGAGAGUUGAAGUUCCAUUCGAGUCAAUUAUUGCGAAGCCAGAUGUAAAUUAUGGGUGUGGUUAAUUUCAAUUUGUUCUUCCUUGGUUAUAUACAACUCUUGCCGUGAGUCUACCUCUGCAGUGAAUUCUUUCUUUCAGAAAUUUUGUAUGAUGACCUUUAUCUACCUCCAAAGAUAAUCUUUUUUAAGUUCCACAGUGACCCUUGACGUCACUCAGGUUGUCAGGAUUCAGGAUAUCACGGAAGGGCAUGCCCCAGCUAAGAACAAUAAACAAUGGCCCUAUCC